Messenger RNA from Oryzias latipes (Japanese medaka), 756 nucleotides. Its product is annotated as CD209 antigen. NCBI's taxonomy places the organism in Eukaryota, Metazoa, Chordata, Actinopteri, Beloniformes, Adrianichthyidae. The record is from RefSeq and is a predicted model, not a curated record.
CUUCUUCUUCUUGGUGUUUGUUGCUUUGCAGCAUCAGGUGAACAUCUGGGACCAUGAUUUCACCACGAUGGAUGAUCCUCCUCUGCUUUUCCCUGAUCUCAGGGGCCAAGGUGGGUAGAAACUUAGUAGAGGACCCGCUAAUUGCUCAGAAUCAAGAUGAGGAAUGGACACCUUUCAAUGGACACCUUUAUUACGUCUCUGAGACCACUGCAGACUGGCAGACCAGUAGAAAUGACUGUUUGUCAAAGGGAGCAGACCUGGUGGUCAUCAAUGACAAUGAAGAAAAUAAUUUCGUCGGAGGAUUUGACCUCAAAGCCUGGAUUGGGCUGUACAACGAAGAAGACACCUGGACAUGGGUGGAUGGAAGCAUCCUAACACCUUGUGUCAGCUAUUGGGCUCCAGGAGAACCUAACAAUGUUGGGAACCGGGAAGAUCGAGCAGAAAUAGGGAGGUUCGCAAACAAUGUCAACAGCUGGAAUGAUGCACCGGGGACCACUAGUAACUACUGGAUCUGUGAAAAGGAAGAACUAGCGAUUUUAGAGUAAACACUGGAAACUUUCUGAUCAUUCAGUAACUAUAGCUUGAUAUUUGCUGAGGUUAAAACCUUGAUGCAGAUCAUCUGCUGUCCUUUCUGCUUCAUUUUUCAUACAUAUGAAAACAUAUUAAUCUGUGGGUAUAAUGGGGUUGAUUAAGGAAUUUAAUCUUUUACUGCUACUGCAUACUUUUCUGUGGCUCAAUAAAGCAUCGCAAAAGGAA